Molecule: messenger RNA, 4289 nt
Organism: Malurus melanocephalus (red-backed fairy wren)
Lineage: Eukaryota; Metazoa; Chordata; Aves; Passeriformes; Maluridae
Gene: VWA2
Product: von Willebrand factor A domain containing 2
Exons: 14
Coding region: 1319-3727 (802 amino acids)
Biological process (GO): calcium-independent cell-matrix adhesion
Cellular component (GO): basement membrane
Molecular function (GO): calcium ion binding
Source: RefSeq, a predicted model, not a curated record
AGGUGAUGAAGAAAGAUGAAGCUUUCUUUCAAUUCCUGCUGCUGAGAGUCUGGCUGGACUAAAAUGCAAAGAAUUUAUCCUGCAGAUUAGUAGAUUUAAAUCCAAGAUAACACCAAGUUGUGGAAGCAUCUUGUUUGUAUGAAAACAACCUGAAAUCCCCCCACACCUGUCACAUCUGACUGAAUGCAGAGGCUUAUCCUGCUAUGGGUGAUGUGCACUCUGGAAACAGCUCCUAGAAAGAAUGCCCUUGAGGCAUGGCAGAAUAAUGGCUUUUCCUCUGUGGCAUGUCCAGGGUUUGAAGCUCCUGAGGUACACACACUGGGUCUUUCCUAAUGAACUCAUGUGUUGUGUUGACCUUUUUUACUUACCUAAGCCYGGGAUCUGUUAAUUUGGUGGUUGGGGUGUUGGGAGGAUGUGCUGAAGGGUGAUGCUUGUAAAGCACCUGGAACUGCAAGACAGUGUUAUUGUCUCUGUAAUGCCUAGUGGGGUAAUCCUCAUUGUGAUUCCAUGUAGCUACCUGAGCAUAGCCUUCUACAGGUAUCUUACCUUGUCUGAUGUGAGGGGUAUGUAAUUUCCUGCACAGGCAGGUCUUUCCUGAGGAAAAAAAMCCCUUUGUUUCCUUGGAAAAACAAUUACUAGAGCCAGUUAUCAAGAAGUACACUUAACUUGUCUAAAAAUAUGCUUUUGCAAUGACAGAGGCAGAGACUCUUUGAGAAUCCUGUCAAGUAUGCUCYAGUGGCUGUUUUUAAUCUGGAGAAAAAAUAAAUAUAUGUGUUUGAAAUAGAAAGCCAAGAGCUCUACUAGAUACAUUUGGUCUGAAUCUGGGCAUGCUUGAAAGUGUCACCGAAAUCCACCUAUGAUGUGAUGGCAGCCUCGCUSAUUUCAAAGGAAAAAUGAGCAGAAAAUUGACUUUGCUGGACAGUUAUGCAUAAAAACAUCUCCCCAAAGAGCUAAUCCUUAGCAAAURAAGCAUGAAAGAGCCCGGGGUUGAGUGUUGCUGGAAUCGGGUGAUGGGGACAGGCAGCAGCAUUGCUCAAGGCAGGAGCCGAGGGACAGGUCCCCUGUGCUGGAUUCCGCAGCAGGAACAUCUCAGCCGGAGCUGAUGGGAGAUCGGGGGGAUGUGGCUCGGGCUGUGCUCAGUGAACCCCCGGGAAAGCUGCGUUCUGCUCUCCACCGGCUGCCCCAGGGACACGGGGUCCUGGUGGGACUCAGCUGUGAGAGGGAGGUGCACUGGAGGGGGAGGAGAGGAAUGKAUGGGCAUGGAGAGGCGGGGAGUSAGGGCUAAGGAAUCCCUCCCCUCYCUGCCAGGCCUGCUUUGAUGGGGAAAGGAGAUGAAUUUGCCAUCAUGAAUCUCUUGUCAUUUGAGUCCAUCUGCAUUUUCCUGCUUUCUCAAGCUUUGCUGGUGUUGGGUAUGCAACAAAUCCAUGUUGACCAGGAGAUGAUUGACAAGAUCUCAGCUGCUGGCCAGUUGAUGCAGUGCUCUGCCUCGUUAGAUGUCCUUUUCCUCCUGGAUGGCUCCUACAGCAUUGGCAAAGGAAGCUUUGAAAGGUCCAAGCACUUUGCAAGCAAGCUCUGUGAUGCCUUGGACAUACAUCCAGACAGAGUCCGUGUGGGAAUGAUACAGUUUAGCUCAACUCCCCACCUUGAAUUCCCACUGGAUUCCUAUCUGACCAAACAAGAAGUGAAAGACAGAAUCAAAAGGACUGUKUUCAGAGGUGGGAGCACAGAGACAGGUCGGGCUCUGAAGUACAUCCUCCACAAGGGUUUCCCUGGUGGCAGAAAUUCAAGUGUCCCUGAAGUCCUGAUCAUCAUUUCGGAUGGAAAAUCCCAGGGCAGCCCUGCAAUGCCUGCAAUGCAGAUGAAGGAGAGACACAUCACAAUUUUUGCAGUGGGAAUCAAGUUUCCAAGGUGGGAGGAGCUGCACGUGCUGGCCAGCGAGCCCCCUGAGCGGCACCUGCUCUUUGCUGGAGAUGCUGAUGAUGCUGCCAACGGCCUGUUCAGCACCUUGAGUGACCCUGUCUGCACUGCCASUGCUCCAGGCUGCAAAGUCGAGUCCCACCCUUGUGAACGCAGGACCCUGGAGACUGUGAAAGAGCUGGCUGGGACCUAUGUGUGUUGGAAAGGCUCAAAGCAGCAAAAUGCAGUGCAGGCUUCACUGUGCCCUUUCAUCAGGUGGAAGCGAGUCUUGUUAAAACACCCAUCCACAUGCUUCAGAACUAUAUGCCCAGACCCUUGUGACUCCCAGCCAUGCCAGAAUGGUGGCACAUGUGUCCCAGAGGGGCUGGACAGAUACCACUGCCUCUGCCUGCUGGGGUACGGAGGAGAUGUCCACUGUGCAGCAAAGCUGAGCCUUGAGUGCAGCGUGGAUCUCCUUUUCCUGAUGGACAGCUCAGCAGGGGUCACGCUGGAAGGGUUCCUGCGCUUCAAGGCUUUCCUCAAGAGAUUCCUCCAAGCCAUGGUGGGCCAGGACUCWCCAAUGAGCGUGGGGGUGGCCCAGUACGAUGACGAUGUCAGGGUGCCCAUUGAAGUGGGCCACCACAAGGAUGUGGUCAGUCUCAUCAAGAGUAUUGAUGCCUUGAAUUUCAGUGGAGGAAGAACCCUGACAGGCAGAGCCCUGCAGUACAUUGCACAGCACGGUUUUAGGAGCACYCCAGCCUUUGCAGAUGUGCAGGAUGAUCUCCCACGUGUGGUUGUUCUGCUCACUGACUCCAAGUCCCAGGAUUCGGUGGCAGAAGCUGCUAAGUUCACAAAGGACCAAAAUCUCUUCUUGAUCGGCAUAGGCAGCAGCUUCAUGAGAGCAGAGCUGACCAAGGUGACUGGCAAUCCAGAGCAGACCAUUGUCUACUCAGACCCCCAGGACCUGUUCAACAGGAUCCCAGAGCUACAGAGAAAAAUCUGCAGUGUGGGCAAUCCUGAAGGCUGCCAGGCCCAGUCUCUUGAUUUGGCAUUUGUUGUGGAUGCCUCAUCCGGAGUUGGCCUGGAGAACUUUGUGCGUCUGAGGCGCUUUGUCAGGAGCAGCUGUUCGCACUUUGUCAUCAACCGCGAUGUCACCCAGAUUGCCCUGGUGAUCUACGGCAGCAGAGCUCACACUGUGUUUGCUUUGGACACCCACACCAGCAGCUCUGCUGUUCUCCAGGCCAUCGAGCAGGUGCCUUUCCUUGGGGACUCAGGCUCUGCUGGCAGUGCCUUGCUSCAUGUUUACAGUGAUGUAAUGACCGUUCAGAAGGGAGCAAGACCUGGUGUCAACAAGGUGGUGGUGCUGCUCACCAGCGGAGGGGGAGUGCAGGAUGCAGCUGCCCCAGCUCAGCAGCUCAGGCACAACGGCAUCUUGGUGUUCGUGGUUGCCAUUGGGGACACACAGAGGGACACGCUACUGAGAGUUGCUGGGUCUCCCAAUUACCUGGUGCACGUCUCCUCCUAUGAAGACCUGCAGUAUUACCAAGGCCUUAUCAUCGAAAGGAUCUGUGAAGAAGCAAAAAGCCCCGUGAACCUGUGCAAGCCCAACCCGUGCAUGAACCAGGGCGUGUGUAUCCUUGGGCCGGGGAGCUACCGCUGCGAGUGCCACGGCUGGGAGGGACCCCACUGUGAGACCAGAGUUCUCCGGGGUGAUUCUCCAAGAUCUCCAGUCCUUCCUCCACAUUCCCAUGUGCAGUGGAGUCCAAGAGGAUUGCAGCACUUCUCCAGAACCCUCCGGCACAGCAAAAGGCAAAUGGAUCAGAGGCACUGACCCAGAUGUGCCAAGUGCUCCAGUUCUCUGUCCAAGAGCACUGACUGCCACUCACAGGCACCAUCUGGCACUGCCCUUGGCACUGAUGGAGCUGCUCCAGCACAGGAAUUGUGUUGAGGCCAUUCCCAGUUCCUGCACAGUUCCAGCCCAUUGCACAAACUGGGCUUCCCAGUGCUCUCUUUGUUUUGUAAUUGAAGUAAAUAUUUGUGUUUAAGUAUUUCUGGCAUUUUACAUUUUCAGGUCUUUUUCUUUCUUAACAGAUUUUUAGAGAUCGUUGACUUAGUCUAAAAAUAUGUAGAAGUCUGAGAAAUUUUGGAACUCCUGCUGAGGGGAUGUAACACAAUUGAUGGACUUGCAGUGAAGUGCUGGAGUGAAUGGCUCCUUACAUGCAGAAAGACAGAGGAGGAGGAAGGAAAGCUGAUUACAAGCCUCUGUUCUGUUUCAUAGGUUGUCCAUGCUGUUUUCUUCUCUGAAUUUUUGGGGCUGUGAUGGUUCACAUGUCUYCAGAGACAGUUUGGCCACAUGCCUGCAUCCUUCAGAGCAUCAGCCUCACUACAUCAUU